Durotheca rogersii is the source of this 1119-nucleotide messenger RNA. RefSeq names its product Zn-dependent exopeptidase. The record is from RefSeq and is a predicted model, not a curated record. Gene Ontology annotation, biological process: proteolysis. Bases 1 to 1119 code for a protein of 372 amino acids. The transcript has 4 exons. Gene Ontology annotation, molecular function: metalloexopeptidase activity. Lineage: Eukaryota; Fungi; Ascomycota; Sordariomycetes; Xylariales; Xylariaceae.
AUGGUCCGCUCAAUGCUCGUCGCGGCCCUGGCCGCCACCACCGCCACCGCCCUCUCGAUCGGGCGUAGGGAGGCUAGCGGCGAGGAGCUGUUCACCAUCGAGCUGGAGCCGGGCGUGGUCCAGGUCGUGACCGAGGAGCAGAAGUGGGCCCUGAAGAACGAGGGCAAGACCUUCAUCGACAUCACGAACCACCCGAACCUGGCCUCCUCGGCGUCUGCGAAGGGCUUCUCCAAGGCCGCUGCUGCCGUCGCGUACCCGGCGGUGCUGGUCCAGCAAGACACGGUCAACGGCCUCAUCAGCCUACUCGACCGGUCCUUCCUCGAGGACAAGCUGAAGACCUUCUCCGACUUCUACAACCGCUACUACCGCUCCACCUACGGCAAGGAGUCGUCCGACUGGCUUCUCGGCCAGGUCCAGGCCGUCGUCGACGCGAGCGGCGUUCCCGGCAUCACCGUCCGCGCCGUCACCCACUCCUGGAUCCAGAACAGCAUCAUCGCCACCAUCCCCGGCAAGUCCACGGACAAGGUCGUCGUCGGCGCCCACCUUGACUCGGUCAACGGCCGCAACAGGGCCGGGCGGUCACCCGGCGCUGACGACGACGGCUCCGGCUCGAUCACGAUCCUAGAGGCGCUCCGCGUGCUCCUGACGGACCCGACCAUCGCGGCGGGCGAGGCCGUCAACACGCUCGAGUUCCAGUGGUACGCGGGCGAGGAGGCCGGGCUGCUCGGCAGUGCCGACAUCUUCGACGCGUACGCCUCCUCCGGCACCGUCGUCAAGGCCAUGCUCCAGCAGGACAUGACCGGCUACGCGAACGGCCCCCUGGGCGUGAUCAACGACUACGUCGACUCGGACCUCACGGCAUUCGUCCGGGAGGUCAUCAACACCUACACGACGGUCGGCUACGUCGACACGCAGUGCGGCUACGGCUGCUCGGACCACGCGUCGGCGUCGGCCGCGGGCUACCCGUCCUCCUUCGUCAUCGAGGCCUCCAUGGACCGCAUCAGCCCCUACAUCCACACCGACGGCGACACCAUCGACACCAUCAGCUUCGACCACGUCCUCGAGCACGCCCGCCUUGUGCUCGGCUACGCCUACGAGCUCGCCCUCGCCGACCUGUGA